Molecule: messenger RNA, 1025 nt
Organism: Cylas formicarius (sweet potato weevil)
Lineage: Eukaryota; Metazoa; Arthropoda; Insecta; Coleoptera; Brentidae
Product: phosphoglycerate mutase 1-like
Exons: 3
Coding region: 171-980 (269 amino acids)
Biological process (GO): glycolytic process
Molecular function (GO): intramolecular phosphotransferase activity
Source: RefSeq, a predicted model, not a curated record
GAACCAUAAAAUCGAAUUCCCUAUCGGUAUAACCUCGACAACGAACGAUUUCCACGGACCACAAAGAUCCGCCCGACGCGACUGCCGUCUGUCAAAACGCGUUAUGCUGCGGUGCGAAGUGUAAACCGUCAAAUCGAUAAACCCCCGUUGAAAAUCUACCGUCCGAGACGAUGUCGUGCGACACGCCCGCGGGCUGCCGCUGCCUCCCGAAAACCUACGAGAUCGUCAUGGUGCGACACGGCGAGUCCGAAUGGAACCAACUGAACCUUUUCUGCGGCUGGUUCAACGCGGACCUGAGCGACAGGGGCAGGCGGGAAGCGGCGAACGCGGGCGGAGCCCUAAAAGACGCCGGCCACCGGUUCGACGUAGCGUUCACGUCGGUACUGAUGAGGGCGAACAAAACCCUCGACGGGAUCCUCGAAGUGUUGGGGGAGCGGGACAUUCCGGUGGUGAAAACGUGGCGGCUCAACGAGAGACAUUACGGCGGCCUGACGGGGCUGAACAAAUCCGAAACGGUCGAGAAAUAUGGCGAGGAACAAGUGGCCAUAUGGAGGAGGAGCUACGACACCCCUCCGCCGCCGAUAACUCCGCAAAAUCCCUACUACGACGUGAUUUUGAACGACCCCAUCUACAAGGAGGGCCCCGCGAGGGACGAGUUUCCCAUGUACGAGUCGUUGAAGUUGACGAUCCAGAGGACCCUGCCGUUUUGGAACGAGCGGAUCGUGCCGGAAAUCAAAGCGGGCAAACGGGUCCUUAUCGCUGCCCACGGUAACAGCUUGCGCGGCAUCGUGAAACACCUAGACGAAAUGACGGAGAGCGAAAUCAUGAAAUUGAACCUGCCGACGGGGAUCCCGUUCAAGUACACCCUAGACAGAAACAUGAAACCGGUGCCGGGUGGGAGUCUCCAGUUCCUCGGGGACGAGGAGACCGUGAGGAAAGCCAUGCAGGAGGUGGCCGACCAAGCCAAAGCCAAGAAGUAAAUUCAAAAACUGCGAGACCCUCUUAUACGAAAAUAAAACCUACUG